GCCUGAUCUCACUGGCGCGAUUCCCGGGUGUGGCGCUGUAGAGCUAGAAGGCCAGGGGGAGCUAGUUGGCUAAGCAUCCCUUGCGACUGUCGUCGUAGUUAUCGAUUAUGGCAGAUCAUGCUGGUGACGAGGAUCGCUCGUCAGAUGGCCUUGUUUCAGGCGAAGCUGCAGCUGCAGAUGUAGACCAGGAAGACCGUGAUACUGACAAAGAGGAGGACGCAGUCCCGGAGAAAUUGGCUGAUGAUGACGAGCUGAAAGAAAAGUGGUACAGGAGGGCUUUCUUUACCGUCUUUCCAAAGCUGAGAAGAGUUGAAGAGCGCAGGCAAGUCUAUUCCAAUGACCGAGCUCGAAAUAAAGCCUUCAAAUAUGCGAACAACAUAGUGAUAACUUCCAAGUACAACAUUAUCACCUUUGUACCUCUCAACCUUUUUGAACAGUUUUUGCGAGUGGCAAACACGUAUUUUCUGAUUCUUCUUAUUAUUCAGCUCAUUCCUGGUGUGUCAUCCGUUCCGUUCUACUCCACUUUGGUACCACUGAUUGGAGUUUUAGCUGUGACUGCAGUGAAAGAUGCAUAUGAUGACGUCAAACGGCAUUAUAGUGACUGGAGAAUCAACAACAGGGCGGCUUAUCGAGUGCUUAGUAAUGGUGCUCACGAGAAAAUGAAACAGCAUUUGCGUUGGAAGAAUGUUCAAGUUGGGGAUGUGCUACGUCUCCAGAACAAUGACUUCAUUACGGCUGACAUGAUGGUACUAUCGUCAAGUGAACCAAAUAGUCUUGUGUACAUUGAGACUGCUGAACUGGAUGGUGAGACUAACCUGAAGGUUCGUCAGCCGAUUCCUGAAACCUCUCACCUGCAAAGUGAUGAAGAAAAACUGACUGCAUUUGACGGUCUAAUUGAGUGUGAACCUCCAAACAAUAGACUUCAUAAGUUUGUUGGAACUCUGCACUGGAAUGAUAAGGACUAUGCUUUGGAUAAUGACAAGAUAAUUCUGAGGGGUUGUCGUCUGCGCAACACCAAGUGGAUGUAUGGAGUUGUCGUCUACGCAGGGCAUGACACCAAACUUGUUCAAAACAGUGGAAGUACAAAAUUUAAGAGGACUCACCUUGAUCGUACAAUGAACACCCUGGUGUUUUUUAUCCUGGCUACACUUGGAACUCUACUGACGAUUUGCUGGAUAGGAUCAAUUGUUUUCGAGUCUGUGUAUGGAGUUGAUUUUACUGUCUAUGUUCCAUACUACAACUCACUUCAAGAUACUCCUGCAGAGGUAUCAUUCCUCCAGAUACUCUCAAACACAGUUGUCCUCAAUACACUUGUCCCCAUUUCUCUCUACGUCAGUGUGGAAAUUAUACGGUUGGGCCUUUCCCUGCUGAUCAACUGGGAUGAAAAGAUGUAUUAUGAAGUAAACGGCAUUCCUGCCCAAGCUCGAACCACAACUCUCAAUGAGGAACUGGGACAAAUCGAGUAUAUUUUCUCAGAUAAGACGGGUACCCUGACUCAGAACAUCAUGUCGUUUCUCAAGUGUACUAUUCAUGGCGUUAAACAUGGUGAAACUACUAUGGAGGAACCGCCAAUGGAACAGGAGGUGACAACUGGGAAGAUCAGUCGAGGCCCUAGUCCUGCACCUGACACUGAGGCUGCUAUGCUCGGUCCUGAAGAGAAAAAGGAGUUCAUUAAAGAACUAUUCAAAUGGAACCCACAUGCAGACCUGACUGACUUCAACUUUGUUGAUGACAAGUUUGUGGAGAUGUGCAGAAACAGGGAUCCAGAUGUUGAAGAUUUCUUCCGUGUACUCUCUUUGUGCCAUACAGUGCUACCACAGGAAGAAAAUGGUGUUCUGGUGUACAAUGCGCAGUCACCAGAUGAAGCUGCCCUCGUGUCUGCUGCUAGGAACUUUGGAUAUGUCUUUGUGGCAAGGAGUCCAUUCGCCAUAACUUUGAAACGACUAUGCAAAGGCUCAACAGAUGAAUGGAUAGAUGAGGAAUUUGAGGUUCUCAAUAUACUGGAUUUCAAUAAUGAGAGGAAGAGGAUGUCGGUGAUAGUGAAACACGAGGACAAGAUUACCCUCUACUGCAAAGGAGCUGAUUCCAUUGUGUUUGCAAGACUAGAUGAGACAUCAAAAGAUGCUAUGCAAACUACACUUAAGCAUUUGAGUCACUAUGCUAGAGAGGGUUUAAGAACAUUGGUGGUAGCGCAGAAACAUUUGACUCGUGAAGAGUACAGCCAGUGGGCUACUCAACAUCAUGCAGCAAGCAUUGUUCAAGUAAACAGGGAUGAAGAACUGGACAAGGUUUAUAAUGAAAUUGAACAAAACAUGACACUUGUUGGAGCUACAGCCAUUGAAGACAAAUUGCAAGAUGGUGUGCCAGAGGCUAUUGCUAACCUGGCAAAGGCUAAUAUCAAGAUCUGGGUACUGACUGGAGAUAAACAAGAAACCGCCAUCAAUAUUGGCUAUUCAUCGAAACUUUUAGUGGAGGAUAUGAGGGUUUUCAUUAUUAAUGCUGAGGAUAAAGGGGCAGUGAAGAAACAGCUUACUGAUGCUAAGGAUGAAAUUGUGAAUUGUGAGGAAGGAAAAGCGGUUGAGGAGCAGUGGACAGAUACUGAACUAAGGCUGGGACCACCUGGGCCUCCAUUUGGCAUCGUCAUCAAUGGAUCUAGUCUUCGUCAUGCUCUAAAAAUGGAAGACAUUUUACUGGAAACUGCUAGCCGCUGUCAGGCUGUCAUCUGUUGUAGGGUGACACCACUGCAGAAGAAAAAAGUGGUGGAUUUAGUCAAGAAGAGAAAGAAAGCUGUGACUCUGGCUAUAGGGGAUGGAGCAAACGAUGUUGGCAUGAUCAAAGCGGCUCACAUUGGAGUUGGUAUCAGUGGACUGGAAGGCCAACAAGCUGUUCUCUCCAGUGACUACUCAUUUGGCCAAUUUAGGUACUUGGAGCGUCUAUUGCUUGUUCAUGGACACUGGUCUUACCAUCGCAUGGUCACUUUCCUGCGCUACUUUUUCUACAAAAACUUUGCAUUCACCUUCUCCCAGUUCUUCUUUGCCUGGUUUUGUGGGUUCACUGCACAGACACUGUAUGACCCGACAUAUAUUGCCAUAUACAAUGUUGUCUAUACCGCUCUACCCAUCCUCUCCCUGUCCAUCCUAGAUCAGGAUGUAGAUGAAGACAACUGCUACCGUUUUCCAGAGCUCUACAUCGCUGGCCAGCAAAACAAGCGUUUCAACAUAUGGAUCUUUCUCCGUAGUCUAAUGAAGGGUGUAUAUGUGGCGGUUGUGUUCUUUUUCAUCCUCAUGGGAAUGACACUGACCAACUUCUUUCCCGAGGGCUAUGAGUGGGACUACCAAUCAUUUGGACUGGCUGCAUCUGGGGCACUAACAAUCACUGUCAAUCUUCAGAUUGCCCUGGAUACAUUCUACUGGAACCCCAUCCAACACGUGUUUGUGUGGGGUAGCAUACUGGCCUGGUUUCUGGUCCUUCCUAUCACCAGUUCCCCAGCGUUGUAUGUUGCUGGAAUCGGUGUCUUUAGGUUUGACUUUCUAGGCGUAUUCUACGAGGUGCUUCAAACAGCCACAUUCUGGUUUUACUGGCCACUGGCAACCAUUAUCGCUCUUGGUCCUACUAUCACAUUCCGAACACUGCUGGUCGACCUACGGCCCACCUUGGUAGAUGACGUACGUCUCAAGAUGAAGAAAGAAGGUCGAAGAGUGUUCCGCAGAGCACUUCUGAAAUCCAAACUCCCACGCAUAAGUUUCAGUUUGGCUGGCGUGAAGGAACGAACUGGUUAUGCCUUUUCUCACCAACGUGGAUUUGGAAAACUGAUACUGUCUGGGAGGAUGUUUGCUGGGGCAUCAGAAGAGCAAGUACGCCGGGAGAGAGAGCGACGAGUGUCGACUAUUGUUCAUUUUCCAGAACACGAAACUGUAGAUGCAGAUCCUAGUGUUGUUCAUCUCACGGUCCAUGUGCAGCCAGCCAAUACCAUACGUGAAGUUGAAGAGUCUACAGCUGAUCCCCAGUCUAUGCCAGCCUCCAAGUCUACCACUACUCCAACAGUGUUGGAUUCUCAACUGCAGGAACCGGAAAUCCACUCCGACAACAAUGAACAGAGGUCAAAAGAACUUCUUCAAACCGUUUCAGCAACUGCUGAUGCUGACAAUGAUGAACGGGUAGAGUCGACAAUGUAGAGAUAGGUUUUAAUUGUAGAUAGUAGAAACUUAUUAGGCAUGUGUACAAUGAACUCUAUUAGUUAAAAUUACUUUAUACUAAUUAAUGUUGGGUCUGAAUUUUUAUUUGUGUGAUGAAAUGAUAUUUAAAUGCAUUAUUUUGAUGUAGAACCAAUUUUUGCAUCAAUUUGUGGUAUUGCCUCUUUUAGUCUACCCCACUGUUCCACAGUCAGUGAUAUACCUGUAGAACAGUGAUACAUAAUUACGACUGUAAACAAUGCACUAAUCCUUGGUGCUCUCGUGUGCAUGGAAUUAGACCAGUUCUGUUUCCAGGAAAUCAUACAUGUAACAAUCCUUUUCUAGGGAUGCAGAGGGAUAUGUUAUUUUAGUAUAAUUAUGUGAUAUCACUCGUGCGCUACCCCAUCCACAUUAGUCCAGACUGAAAUGUAACACAUGCAGUGAUGUGCUUUAGUAGUCUGACAAAAAGUGGUCAUGUGGUGUCAUUUGCUUGCCCAUAGCACAUGUUUGACAGAGUUUUGCAAAACGACCAAUGAAUACCUCACCAGUUACUUAGACAAAUUUUCCUCUUGGAUGGUGGAUUUUGUAGUAAUGUAAGUGUUGACAUGGAUUGGUUAGAUUAUGUGGGGAGGUCUUCCCCCAUCAGAUUCAGGUGCGGACUAGCCUUGUUCCCAGGCCUCCAAAAGAAGAGGGGACGCCUGGUACAGACCGCAAUGCAGAAGCCCAUAAGGACCAUCCAUUGCCUUUAAAGAUUUUGAAAUUUCACUAAAAUUGUAGUUCCAUUCUACAAAACACUACUCCAUUACUAUUCUUCUCUGACUUCUUACAUUAUGCAACCAAUUUAGCGCAUGCGCCACAACAAUGGUGCUGUGCAAAACGUGUUGAGCCAACAGCUUGAUGCAGUCGUCUUACUAGUAACGCAUGCGCAUAAUGGGUGCGGUUGUGGAGUAGGCUUGGAUGGAUGUAGAUUGGAAGCGGUAUUAGAAUUGAAAAUUAGAAUGGGAAUCAGUGUUUGUGGAAUGGAAAUUUCUUGAAAUCUACUACAAUUGCAAUUUCCAUAAUGCAAUGUACAUGAACAAAAUAUAUACACCAUGUGAUGCACACCAUUCCCCAUAAUUUGGGUAACCUCAGUAAAUUUUCUCCAAUGCUUCCACGUGCUUGCCACGCUACUGCUUCGCGUGUCAACCUCGCUACUGGCAUC
Messenger RNA from Geodia barretti, 5373 nucleotides. NCBI's taxonomy places the organism in Eukaryota, Metazoa, Porifera, Demospongiae, Tetractinellida, Geodiidae. The record is from the annotation of a GenBank genome assembly.